AUGGGAUGUAUGAAUGCUUCUGGAUAUAUAUCAGGACCUAUUGAACCAUUCUAUUAAUCUAACAAAUCAAAUUUUGAAGCAUUUUUAAUUGAACAAUUAACACUCCUAGGAUUUCAAGAAAGUUAAAUUGACAUUUCAAAAACUAUAGAAAUCAAAUUCAUGUAUCAAUUUAUUAUUAUCUAUCUAUAGACCAUAUCUUAAGGAAUUACAAACAUCUAUUUAAUAAGACAUCCACUCACCAUUCAAUAACAAUAUCUAUUUGGUCCCAGUCUUAACUAAUUAAUUAAGAGAAAUUUAUAUAAAAACAUCAGAAUUCUUAAUUAGAUUUCAAGAUUACAAAUUAAAUACAUUAAUAAAUAAAGUUGGACUUAAAUAUUAAGCACUUCUUAGAAUUGGAGAUCUAUUUCCAAAAUAAUUAAAUUUAAGAUUUUAUAAUAAUCAGAUCUCUAAAAUUCAAAUUGAUCCAAACAUUAUUAUAAUUGUCAUCAAUCAUAUAGACAUUGGUUAUACUCUAUUGCAAUUUAUUAGAGAACUAAAUCAAAACUUUUUGCUUGUCUUUCGUUAAGAUGACAAUGAUAAUUAAAACAUUAAUUUAUUCAUUGAAACUAAUUCAUUUUAAAGGUAUUAUCUUUAUAAUCUUUAGUUGCUCUGUAAUCAUUGGUGUUGAUGACAAAGAAGAUAGAUACAAUACUAUUAUAAAUCUUUAUACAAAAGUCAUAAAAAAAUAAAAGAAAAAUUAAAACUCUGAUUCUCAUUCCAGAAUACUUACUUAAUUUUUAAAUUAAGAAGAUUAAGAAUAAUUUUGGGAAGAUGGAACUCUUAUUUUCAAUUUUUUGAAUUCAACACAAACUCACAUUUCAAAUAAUACUUCCAUAAUUACAAUUUAAAAUCAUAAAAUCAUAUCUAUCAAUGAAUUUAAUAUUAAAGACCUCUAAUUUCAAUCAUAAAAGUCACUUUAAGAUAAAAAACACAUUGAUUAAUAUAUAUACAAGUCUAUUAAACAGAUCAUGAUCAAAGAACUUAUUUAAGCACUUUAAUUAAAAUCUUCAUAAUUCUCUCAAUAUUUCAAAUUGAAAUUGUCAACUUAGAAGAUUUAUAAGGAUUUGAAAUUACAAUAAAAAAUUUAUAUGCCUUCCCAAUUAAAAUUGCAGAAUGUUAAUGAAAUUGAUAGUAAAACUUAAGAAAUAUUAACAAUCAUUAAAAAAGCUUCACAUGAUACUUUGAUCAUUAAAUAAUCAUCCAAAUUUCAAUUACCUAGUAAAGUCAGAAUCUAUUAAAUCUUGUAAUUAAUCUUUAAGGAUUAAGAUGUUAGUCAAGUGUAAAUUAUAAUAAAUUCCAUCUUACAUAUACAAUGGAGUCUUGGAGAUGAAAUAAUUAAUAGUUAAUUCAAUAUCCAAAAUUAAAAUUACUAAAAUUAUAAGUACAAAUGGAAAAUGAUCAAAUUUUAUGAUAAUUACAAAAUCACAAAUCUUGCUCAACCAAAAAAACAAUAGAUCUUCUUUUAGGCUCAUUAAUUAUUAAAAUGUUUAAACAGAAAAUCUGAUUUAGAAAUAUUAAAUAAAAUCAUAAAUUAAAUAAUGAUUGAUAAAUGGAGUGUAAAUGAGGAAUACUCUCCUAUUUGUGAUGUUUAUUAGAUAUCAUUUAUUAAUUCAACUUCAGUUGAUGAAACCUCACAAUAUCAAGAGAAAUUAGAUAAAAUAGUUGUCUCAUAAGAGGUAUGUAAUAAUCUCUAUUAUUAAGAAUUAAUAUUUAAUUAUAUUUUUAAUGGAUUACUAGGAUCCUCAAAGAAUGAGUUAACUUGAUUAAAUUAUUUCUCUUCCUUUGUAAAUGGAUAUUAAAUUAAUCAUUUUAAGCAAUUCGGAAUUCGAUAAUGAUAAUUUUGAAUAGUUAAUAAAUAAGAAGAAAAUUGAAAAAAGAAUUUAUCAAAAGAACAUUCAAUUUUGGUUUCCAAUAUCAUCUCAAAUUAAUGAUAUGCGUUUUUCAUAAUAUUUGGAAAUCUUCUACAAUCUCAACUAAAAAGAAAAUGUUAUUAUUAUUAAUAAUAAAAAUUAAUUAUGUCAUAAAAUUACAGGAUUCCAACUUAUAAAAAUGCUUUAGGAGAGGAAUUAUUAAGAAGAUGAUAAAAAAUAUAAUUAAAAUACUACAAGUGCAGGCAAAAAACAACAUUAAAAUAAUAAUAAUGAGCAAUUAAAAAAAGCAAGAUAACAAUUGAAACAACACAUCGAGAAAGAAAUAAAGCAAUAGUAGUAAUUAUCACUAUAGAAUGAGCAGGAUCAUUCAACAAAUAUGAUUUUAGAUUUUCAAUGGGCAAAAGAGAAGUCUAUUAAAUUGGAUGGAUAGUAGAAGAUAUCUGUUAUUUCUAAACAAUACUUUAAACCAAUAUUUAAUAAUAAUAGUGGAAUAUAAUUUGAAAUAUUUUAAUAGAUAAUUUCUAAUAAACAAUACGAUUUUUAAUGA
Molecule: messenger RNA, 2457 nt
Organism: Paramecium pentaurelia
Lineage: Eukaryota; Ciliophora; Oligohymenophorea; Peniculida; Parameciidae
Source: the annotation of a GenBank genome assembly